AUGAAAUUUCAAUUAUCUAAUCCUGAUAUCCCAUUUAUUCAAAUGAUUCUUCGAAAAUUCAAACCUGAACAAAUUGUUUCUUUACAACUGGAUGGAUUUCGAUUGUGGUCGAAGGCUGAAUUAACUUUUUUAUCUACCUUUACAAACAUCAUUUCAAUGACUCUUCUCAAUUUACCAUAUGAUAAAGAAAUCAAUAAAUAUGAAAAAUACUUUCCAAAUUUGACUUGCCUUUCUCUGUGCUAUGAUAAUGAAAUUAAUCUUGAUACAUUUAGUAGUAUUUUUAAUCAAUUUUGGGAUCGAAUCAAACGAUUUGAAAUUCGUUGUGCAGGUGUACUUUGCACUCAUUAUACCACAUAUCGAUCAAACAAAUCCUACCAAGUAAAUUCGACUGUGAAAUAUUUUCUAUUUGAUGUUGGUCAAUUUCCAUUGAUUUCAAUGAGUAAUUAUUAUGAAUGUAAUAGAUUAUGUUGUUUGAAAUCAAUAAUUAUUCUUAUCAAACAAAUGGCGAACAUUCGAUGUGUUCAUUUUAUUAUCAAUAAAUACGAUAUUGAAGCAUUCAUGGAUAUAUAUGAAUGGGAAAUUCUUGUAAAGGCAUGUUCUCAAUUGAAGAAUAUAAAAUUGCAAAUAUUAGACAGGAUGUUUCAAAACAAUGAAAUGACACAGAAAGUAUUCGAAAUUCAAACAGCAUUACACAAUAUACGACAAACAAUCAGAUUUCAAAUUUUCGGUUUAUAA
Messenger RNA from Rotaria sp. Silwood1, 735 nucleotides. The record is from the annotation of a GenBank genome assembly. NCBI's taxonomy places the organism in Eukaryota, Metazoa, Rotifera, Eurotatoria, Philodinida, Philodinidae.